CGGGGCGGAGCGGACGCGGCGCCGCCGCGCACAGCAGCCGAGCCCCGAGCGGAGCAGGCGAGCGCAGGCGGCGGGCGGAAGGAGGCGGCCCGGCGGGCACCGGCGGCGGUCAUAUAUUGGAAUGAACUGCAAACAGUAAACAAACACCACAGUAUUUUCAUCAAAGCGGGACACACGGGGACAAGGGGAAUAUUGGUGUUCCAUCAAACUAAGAUCCUCAACAGUGAAGGAACUUGGAAAAAACCUCCAGUAGGGCUGUUAACACUGAUGAGAGAUCUUGUAUGCCAAGAUUGCCUGUAUUUGAACAGACCACAUCAUGCGUGAGUACAAGCUAGUGGUCCUGGGUUCAGGAGGCGUUGGGAAGUCUGCUUUGACUGUACAAUUUGUUCAGGGAAUUUUUGUUGAAAAAUAUGACCCCACAAUAGAAGAUUCAUACAGAAAGCAAGUGGAAGUAGACUGCCAACAGUGUAUGCUUGAAAUCCUCGAUACAGCAGGGACAGAGCAAUUUACAGCAAUGAGGGAUCUCUAUAUGAAGAACGGUCAAGGGUUUGCACUAGUAUAUUCUAUUACAGCACAGUCGACAUUUAAUGACUUACAGGACCUGAGGGAACAGAUUUUACGGGUUAAGGACACUGAAGAUGUUCCAAUGAUUCUGGUUGGCAAUAAAUGUGACCUGGAAGAUGAACGCGUAGUUGGCAAAGAACAGGGUCAGAACUUAGCAAGACAGUGGUGUAACUGUGCCUUUCUAGAAUCGUCUGCAAAGUCUAAAAUCAAUGUUAAUGAGAUCUUUUAUGACCUGGUCAGACAAAUAAACAGAAAAACACCAGUGGAAAAGAAGAAGCCUAAAAAGAAGUCAUGUCUGCUGCUUUAGACCCACAGCACGCAGCAGCUCUGAGCCAGAUUGCAGGAAUGAAGAACUGUUGCCCAAUUGGAAAGUGCCAGCAUUCCAGAUGUCAAAAAAUGACAAAGUAACAACAUAUCUGAAGAGGCUUCUCCUGUUUUUAUAUAUUAUGUGAAGAAUUUAGAUCUUAUAAUGGUUUGCACAAGGUCCCUGGAAAAAGAAAUUGCUCUGUGUAUAUCUCUUGGAAAUUAAGACCAUAGUAUUUCUCCUUUGCAAUAGCGGUUAACAGAUGUGAAAAUAAAUAUAAUUGACUCUAGUGUAUAAUUAUACAAAAGAGCAUGGAUGCAUUUCAAAUGUUAGAUAUUGCUACUAUAAUUAAAAUAAUUUCAUAUUGACCUUUUUAUCAUCAUUCUUCCCCAUCAAGCACUAAAAAUGUUCAACCAUUAUACUUUAUAUCUAUAAUUAUAUAGAUAUAUACUCUACGAAUUUUCCCUUUGAACUCACUGCAGCAAGUAACUUUUUGAGUCAUUGACUUCAUUUUAUAUUUAAAAGUUAUGGAAUAUCAUUAUUUUCAUUCUGCCAUUAUAUUCUAAUUAAAAAUGUUUGUGCAUAAUGCUUUGGAAAAAUGGGUCUUUUAUAGGAAAAAACUGGGAUAACUGAUUUCUAUGGCUUUCAAAGCAAAAAUAUAUAAUAUACUAAACCAACUCUAAUAUUGCUUUUGUGUUUUACUGUCACAGAUUAAAUUACAGCUUUUAUGAAUGAUUAAAUUUUAGUACAUUUUAAUUUUUGUUUGUGUGGUUUUGUUAGUUUUCAGGUUUGGGUUUUCAUAACAAAAUGUUUUGUGAAUUCCUUCCUGCUACUGCAGUAGUUAAAGUCUUCUGUUAUAAUAAACCCCAAGCACACAGUGGUUAUGCCAACAACCUGUCUCCACACUGGCCCCUGUUGAUGUAUUAAAUCAGAUUACACAGUUAAGACCAUCAGGCUGCUUUUAAAUACUUUGUAUAUUCGUUCGGAUAUUUAAAGAUUGUAUUCUGCUGAAAAUAUCCCUCUGUAUAAUUAUUUUUGUAUGUAAAAAAUUAGUUUAAUACUGUAUCAGGGUCUAUGAUCUUUCAGUCUGACAUGAUCGUGUAUUUCACUGAGAGAAUCUUUGUUUUAAUAUUGUUAAUCUGCAGGGCAGGAGCCCAAGAAUGAAGUUAUGUGCAGCGUCUCAAGUGAAUCUGUGGACUGGAGAAUUGAUUUUGAGUAAAUGUAAUUGCACA
This is a messenger RNA of Mauremys reevesii (Reeves's turtle), 2100 nucleotides long. It is a transcript of the gene RAP1A, whose product is annotated as RAP1A, member of RAS oncogene family. Gene Ontology annotation, cellular component: plasma membrane. Lineage: Eukaryota; Metazoa; Chordata; Testudines; Geoemydidae. The transcript has 11 exons. Gene Ontology annotation, molecular function: GDP binding; GTP binding; GTPase activity. Bases 317 to 871 code for a protein of 184 amino acids. Gene Ontology annotation, biological process: negative regulation of synaptic vesicle exocytosis; Rap protein signal transduction; cellular response to cAMP. The record is from RefSeq and is a predicted model, not a curated record.